AUGUCAACAACGGACAAGCCUGAAAUCUCUUUUGUCGACGACAGGGAAGACGAUGCCCGUUACGAUUCAGAGAAGGCACCCGCGGUGCGCAUAAUCGACGAUGUUCGCGUCCUAGGCCUUAGCGAAGAUGAUGCCGAGUUCUAUGCCAACUUUACGCCGGAGCAGCGCAAGACGACAAUUCGCAAGGUCGACGUCCGCCUGGUUCCAAUGCUGGCGAUUCUCUAUCUCAUCUCCCACCUCGACCGCGCCAACAUUGGCAACGCCAAGAUUGAGGGUCUAGCCGAGGACUUGCAGCUCAACGGGGUGCAGUGGAACAUUGCCCUCAGUCUGUUCUUUGUUCCCUACGUCCUUCUUGAGGUCCCUAGCAACAUUAUCCUUAAGAAAUUCACCCGUCCAUCCGUCUACCUCGGCACCCUCGUGACGAUAUGGGGCGUCAUCAUGACCUGCCACGGCGUCGUUCGCGACUUUGCCGGCCUUCUCAGCGUCCGCUUGCUCCUCGGCGUCUUUGAGGCCGGCUUCUACCCUGGUGCUGUUUACCUUUGCACGUUCUGGUAUUUGCCGCGCGACCUGGCUGCUCGUAUCGCCUGGUUCUAUUGCACAUCCGCUCUCUCGGGCGCCUUCUCCGGUCUCUUGGCAGCCGCAAUCGCGAAGAUGGACGGCGUAGGUGGCUACGAGGGCUGGCGCUGGAUCUUCAUCCUCGAGGGCAUCUUCACCAUCGGCCUCGGCAUCGCCACCUUCUUCUUCCUCAUCGACCGGCCCUCGCUCAGCGGCAAGUGGCUCACCCCCGACGAGAUCCGCUUCCUCGAGAUCCAGCACUUCAUCAAGCAGGGCGGCCGCUUCCAGGACGAGAAGCAGGAGGACAAGUUCAAGUGGCACGACCUACAGGCCGUCGUCACCAACUGGCGGCUUUACAUGCAGGCGUGGGCGCUCCUGGCGACGUCGGCCUGCAGCUACGGCACCAAAUUCACGCUGCCGACCAUCACCAAGGCCAUGGGCUUCAACAACACGGCCGCGCAGCUCAUGACGGUCCCGCCGUACUUUUGCGGCGCCGCAUCCGCAGUCUUCUUUGCCCGCCUCUCGGACCGAUUCUACUGGCGCAUGCCCUUCGUCGCGAUCCCGAUGGGCCUCAUCACUAUUGGCUACGGCGUCAUCAUCUCCUUCAAGGGCGACCUGUCUGGCAACAUUGCCGGCGCCAUGGUCGGCGUCAUCAUCACCUGCAUGGGUAUCUACCCCAUCCAGCCCGCGGGCUCCUCGUGGGCGGCGAACAAUUUGGCCCCGGCGUCGCGCCGCGCCAUCGGCGUAGCCUUUAAUAUCUGCGUGGGCAAUAUUGGCGGCAUCAUUGGCAGCUACAUGUACCUCGACAGCGAGAAGCCAAAGUACUACACCGGUUUUGGCCUGUCGUUGGCGUUUGGCGGCAGUGGGUUGAUUGUCGCACUGCUGCUGGAGAUGAGCUACAAGUGGGGGAAUGCCAAGAAGGCCGAGAUGUCGGAGGAUGAAAUUCGGGCAAAGUAUACGGAGCAGCAGCUUAUGGACUUGGGCGACAAGAGCCCUUACUUCAAGUACACUCUGUAA
Messenger RNA from Colletotrichum orchidophilum, 1572 nucleotides. Its product is annotated as inner membrane transport protein yfaV. Gene Ontology annotation, biological process: transmembrane transport. The transcript has 4 exons. Gene Ontology annotation, cellular component: membrane. The record is from RefSeq and is a predicted model, not a curated record. NCBI's taxonomy places the organism in Eukaryota, Fungi, Ascomycota, Sordariomycetes, Glomerellales, Glomerellaceae. The coding region runs from base 1 to 1572 and encodes 523 amino acids. Gene Ontology annotation, molecular function: transmembrane transporter activity.